AUGUCUUUAUACACCUCGGACCCGGCACCUCCAGUGCUCGCACACACUCUGCUCUCCCAACCCGUCCAGAAUACCAAAGACCCAAGCGCCCCGACUGAGAGGACCUGUAGCCUGGUAACAGAAAUUAAACAGGGAAUUAAAUGUUCCUCUCAUGCACUAUUCCACCCUGGGAUUGUCAUUGGCUUCUCGAGACCCAGGAGGAGAGGAACAGGUGGCGAUGACGAUCAUGGAUAUAUGGGACAGAUCCCUCGAUACAUCCUCACAAAGCAUCUCGAACGCACAUCGCCAGCCCCGGGUUCCUUCAACACAUUCAUAGUCCACCCAUUCAACCUCACCAUCUUCUCUCCCCAAAAUCUCCUCACCUCCCUCCUCUCAACAAACCCAACUCCCACUCCGUCCCUAUCCCGCAAAGAAGCAAUCACCCGCCUAGACGCCGUCCAGCUCCUUCCCGUUUACGACUUCUCAGAAGCCAUGCAAGCUAUUACCCAAGUCUCAGACACAUUACACCAGAUCGGAGAACAACGCAAGCACCAACAACUUACUACCCAGUAUCCCGUGGUGUUGAUCAUCGCUGGGCUGGACACUCUCGUCGAGAGCGUUAUCCGUGCUUCGAACCCGAUUAAGGGCACGGCGGUGUUGAGUGCUGCGUUAAGGAUGCUUACGCGGCUGUCAAGGGAGUAUGCGGCGUUUCUUUCUGUUUUGUUGAUUAAUACUAGUGGGCUUGGACUUGGGACGGGGAUGGGGGAUAUUGCGGUGGCUGAUGGGGAUUAUCAAGGAGAGCAGUUGUCGGUGCUGUUGCCGAGUUUGCUUAUGAAGACGUUGGAUCAAGGAACUGAUACACAUUUAUUGGUGUCGAGGGAGAGGGGGAGAGCUGGGAGGGUUGGGGUAGAGGUGAUUAAGGAUCGGGUGGGGGAUUGGUUAGGGACAAGGUGUGUUUGGGAUGGAUGA
Molecule: messenger RNA, 948 nt
Organism: Aspergillus chevalieri
Lineage: Eukaryota; Fungi; Ascomycota; Eurotiomycetes; Eurotiales; Aspergillaceae
Exons: 2
Coding region: 1-948 (315 amino acids)
Source: RefSeq, a predicted model, not a curated record